Molecule: messenger RNA, 1515 nt
Organism: Brassica oleracea var. oleracea
Lineage: Eukaryota; Viridiplantae; Streptophyta; Magnoliopsida; Brassicales; Brassicaceae
Product: thiosulfate/3-mercaptopyruvate sulfurtransferase 1, mitochondrial-like
Exons: 6
Coding region: 711-1088 (125 amino acids)
Biological process (GO): transsulfuration
Cellular component (GO): mitochondrion
Molecular function (GO): thiosulfate-cyanide sulfurtransferase activity
Source: RefSeq, a predicted model, not a curated record
CUCAGCUGGGUGUUCGUUUGAUCGAUGCUUUACCUUCUGGGUUCUGCUCUGUUUACAAAUUGCAGAAGAGAGGACUAUACUCUCACUUCACCUAGGCUCUUCUUCUACAGGCUUUAAAUCAAUUCGAGUCAUGGCUUCUACUGGAAUUGUGGCGAAGGCUGGCUACUCGCUCGACUUCAUCAGGACCAACCGAUGAGCCUGUUUAUUGGCUCCAUUCUAAUCUUAGAGAGCCCGCCUGAUUUGAAGUUGAAGGUUUUGGAUGCGCGUCAUGUCAUGGUACAUGCCUGAUGAGCAGAGGAAUCCGAUCCAAGAAUAUCAGGUUGCUCAUAUUAUUCCCGGUGCCCUCUUCUUUGAUUUAGAUGGAAUAUCAGAUCGAACAACAAGUGUAAGAAUCACUAUCUUCUCCUUUUACUGACGAUUGUAAAUAUCAUCUAGUAUUUUAUUGUGCUGCCAUUUCCUUCAUAAGAUGAGAACAUCUUGACUCUUUUCCGUUGAUAUCAUGCUAUUGUAACUUUCCAUGUUGUGUACCCUCCCCCCAUUAUACUUGUUUAUUAUGAGUUUCUUUGUGUGCUAUAAAGGCGACCAUCUAAUAUGAUAACAUCAAUGUCUGGUACAUACGUUACCGUCUGAGGAAGCUUUUUUCUGCCGGCUGUUCUGCUCUUGGAAUUAUUGAUAACAAUGAUGGAGUUGUUGUUUAUGAUGGGAAGGGGAUGUUUAGUGCAGCCCGUGUAUGGUGGAAGUUCUGUGUUUCUGGACAUGAGAAAGUAUGGGUGCUCGAUGGAGGUCUACCGAGAUGGCGUGCUUCGGGUAAUGCUAUUUUGAAAGCCAGUGCUGCAAGUGAGGCUAUUAAGAAAAUCUAUCAAGGACAAAUUGUCAGCCCAGUAACCUUUAAAACGAAGUUUCAGCCACACCUAGUGUGGACGCUUGAUCAGAUUUACGCUUUUUACACAGGUUUGACGGUACUGCUCCAGAGCCUCGUAAGGGAAUACGAAGCGGUCAUAUCCCUGGAAGCAAAUGUGUCCCUUUUCCUCAGAUGCUUGAUUCUUCUUCUCAAACACUCUUACCAACAGAAGACGCUGAAGAAAUGAUUUGAACAAGAAGACCAUUUUAUAUCAAGUUGAAGAACCACUUUCACAAUCUUAAUUUUUAUAAAGCAGUCCUAAGAUCUCUAGGCUUAUCACUGGACAAGCCUAUAAUGGCCUCGUGUGGCACUGUCUUAACAGCUUGCAUCCACCAGUUUUGUUUGAGAUUAUGUAUACGCAGUGGAGGUGAGAUUGGUUGCUUGCUCUGUGAGGGGCUUCAUCGGCUGGGGGAAACUGAAGUGCCAGUGUAUGAUGGAUCGUGGACUGAAUGGGCAACAGAACCAGACUUACCCAUGGAAGGUGAAGGUGAUGAAUCUUCUUCAUGAAAGUCCUAACAAAAGCCACUUAUUCACUUAUGAUUGGCUUGAAGCUAUCAAACAUACCAUUAGUCUGUGUUCUCUUUCGAAUAAAUCAGCAAACUUAAGUUUGUUUA